Messenger RNA from Exophiala xenobiotica, 3715 nucleotides. RefSeq lists its product as uncharacterized. Lineage: Eukaryota; Fungi; Ascomycota; Eurotiomycetes; Chaetothyriales; Herpotrichiellaceae. The record is from RefSeq and is a predicted model, not a curated record. Bases 870 to 3491 code for a protein of 873 amino acids. The transcript is spliced from 2 exons.
CUGUCCCUUCAGUGCCCUUCCUACUGCAGAGAUGCCCAACACCUUACCCGUCACUGUGCCUGUCAAGUUGUGAUUUGGUUAUCACAGAAGCUGUGGAAGAACUUGCUUCCCGGUCGCAGAUCACUUCCAGCCCGUUAUUUACCCCAGCCUAAGCCCCCGGGUUUUGCGGGAAAUUUGUGAAGACGCGAGGGUCGAUCCAGAGCAAUCGUACGGAGUAGCGCUUGACCACUCUUGGAAGACCAAUUAGUGCAACUGGCGAGACUUACAUGACUUGACCUCAGUAAGCUAGAUCAGAAGAGAGCGAUGGUUAACGGCGAGACGGCUUGGCGCUACAGGCAGCUUCUCGCUAUCGUGGGUUUGCAGCGCCAUCUCUAAUCUGGACCAAGGCUGGGAUAUAUCAUCCCCCGUUGUCUUCGUGAUUAACUCUGAGAAUCCUGUGAAGACCACCAUAUCAUGAUUCGAGGAUGGUGAAGAAAGGAACCAAAAGUACUAUGUUCAUAAUGUGGUCCUUUCAUGAGAUCGUCUCCUGAAGGUGAGUGGUAAGUGGCUGACGUAUCAUUCGCACUGGACAAGGACAGGCGACGUUGCUCCACGGUCAUUGAUAGAGAAGGUGCGCUUUACACCGGAAGGCGUUCCUUGCGCCUUCCCACGUCGAGAUGUUUUGGCAAGAACAGCAUGUUGGCUUUAUUCCUGCGAUUGACUUCGUCUCGUCUAACUCUUUCCUUGACUCUUCCUGCGACUUGUGUCUGUACCGUUCAAGGCUGCGCCGGGAACCACAACUUCAUUCUACAGAUUCUACCUCACCGCGGAAACACUCCAAAAGCCUUCCAGUAAUACCCAUAUGCCAUGAUCGACAUCGUUAAGUUCCAAUGGAGCAAUGGGCGGUGAAAGAUCCUCCGAGGCGCUUUCUACUUGGAAAGAAGACGUCGCGCGAAGAUGCCAGAUCAAUCCGAUUUCCCCUGUCUACACGGCUAGACACGAUCACUCGUCCGAUUUCAGCUCUAGCCCGGCAUCGUGUGCACCAACUUUCGGACAUUCACGAAGUCUCAGGAUCUUCAAAGACUGCCAACACCCCGAAAUUUCCAUCAGAAUGGACCGAUGGCGGCGACGAGAGACCCAAAACACCCCCUCUCCCUCAUACCGACGCUCUUUCGCACACGACUUCAUCCGAGUAUCUUACGCCCACCGCACUACGCCUAGGACCACGAGAUCUCACUGCUUUGGGCGACCGCACAGCCAGUGCCAUUAGUCUUCCCCAACGACGCGUACCUGAGAGAAGAUCUUCGGCAAGUAUCUUUUCUCGAAGUCUCGCUGGGUCAAAACAAGGUUCACUGCAAGAGUUGCCUACAUGGAAAAUGCCGGAGUUGGACGACACCAGCAACGUUAUACCCACCAGAGGACGUCUUGAAUCUCCCGUUCGUCGUGCCAUCAGUCGCAGCGCUCAGUCAUCAGAAAGAUUUCGACCCUCUCUAGCGCGGACGUUCAUUCGCACUGCUCCACCACAUGAGAUCCUGGACAAUAGCAGUGUCCGACAUCCGCGCGUUGACUUAUCCAUACGCCUACCUUCACCUCUCUUCGUUGGGGGAGGUACCGUCGAGGGGCAAAUGUCCAUCGAGGUAGAUGGCGCCGGACCACGGAGACCAAAGUUGAAGCCAAUUUACAUCUCCAAAGCUUCGGUGGACGUCAUCGGCGUGGAGGAGAUCAGUGAUGGAAGAAGAUGGGUGUUCCUUUCUCUAGCCACGGAAAUGUUCGAUAGGGAAAAUCCACCUCCCCCAUCUCUGGUCGCAUCCCAAUAUCCUCAGGACAGUCCAGAUCUGUGGUGGGAGCUGAAAUCAGCCAAAACAACGGUCCCGUUCUGCAUCAACUUGCCCCUGAAGCUCGGACCGCCGCCAUACGCGUCCAAACCGGCUGCCAUACGGUAUCUCUUGUGCCCCUCGCUUCUAAUCAAAGUGGGAGACAAAAGAAGUGUCGUCAGGCAAACCUGGAGUAUUCAAAUGCUCACUGUCCACGAUCCAGAAAAAGCUCUUGCGAGCCUGCCAAGUCCGCUGUUGGCUGCCGAUACAUUAUACCUCGCCAAAGAACCUGAAAUCCAGACAGUCAAGCUGACUGCGGGCCUUCACAGGCAGACGUGGGUCAACGGGGCGAAUAUCUUCAUUGACAUCCACGUUGCCAACAACACUGCCAGAUCACUCAAGAAGAUUGAGGUGCAGUUGGAGAAAACCACCUUGUGGUAUACCCAUGCACCGGCAGGGACGUUUGAAAAGAGUGCGAACCAUCUCCGAUUGCCAAAACGCUCCGACACCGAGAUUGUCAGUGGAACAACCGUCAAGAAGUCCGACACCUGGCAAGGGGUACCGUCUCAUUCUUCGGAGGUCAGAACUAUCGAGCUUGAGGCACCUCGUGGCCAUGUCACUAUCAGCACUGGUAGGUAUUUUGAGGUCAGAUAUUUCGUCAAUGUCGUCGUCACUGUCAAAAUGUUCAAAACCAUUGCAGUGCAGCUCCCUGUCACCAUCAUACCGAUCAACUCUUUGGAUAUCUUGCCAAAUUCCCUCGCACAGGUGGCUGCAUCCAUCGAGGCGAAGCGUGCGAGAACAGUUCCAGUCCCACGGAAUAUCUCUGCACCAACAUCGUAUCAUCAAGGUCAGGCCUUUACCGUUCCUGUGAGACGCUCUUUAGAGACCACAAGGAAAGAGAAGGACAACCUUCCGCUCACGGAUAUGGACAACCUCAAAGCCGACGUCGAUAACUCUCCGAGGAGAUCGCAUGGCUAUGGUCACCGUCAAGAAGGGUUGAUCGGCAAUGGAGUGGACGAAAACGCUGCUCCGGGACCAUCGAACAACGCUUGUUCCUCGCAUCACCAUGUGAAAAGGCAUCCAAGCUGCUACCAUUGUCAUAUUACCGCUGGAGAUGAGGCGUCGCCAGUACACGAGGGUCCGCGGCUACCUCGACUCCAGGUGUCGACCUCUGGGCUUGGAUUCUCCGAGUCAGAAUUUGAUGUGCCUGCUGAUUCUCCUCCUCGGAAGGUCAUGCUCAGCGAACGAGAGCGUAAUAUGAUCAAUCAACAGAGAGAACUCCGCAAGCGAGAGGACCGGAGAGACAAGAAAACAAAGCGGCCCAGCACCGACAUCAAGCGCGGAGACGAGCCACGUCGAUCGAGAGAGCAGUCAAGCUACAACAACGUGGUGGCCAGCGCCAAAGUAGAGCCGAAGCUACCAGAACUUGGAGAUGCUGGUCUUGGUGGCAUCAGAUCCCGGACUGGUAGCAUCAAAAUCGGCACCUCGAAGCCGCCAUCAAAGAGGGCAGUGGCUGUGAGGUCCAGGUCCAAGACGAACCCUGAGAGGCUGGCAAGGGUUCUGUCCGCUAAGAAGCCACGCCGAAUGUCGAGUGUGGACCGUGGACGACUUCCUGUUGACGGCCCUGGGUACGCCGGUACGCAACGAAGGAUGAGUAAAGAGGUCGGAUAUCGUCCUAGUCUAGAUCGGCUUUUUUGAGGGUUGCGGACACAGAGACGAGCACGAUUAGUGCACAAGCAUGGUAGAGUGGUAUCCUCGUACGGAAGAGAUUUCCUUUGGAAGCACAGAAAGUAAGGACUCACUCCUGGAUAUGUAUGAUAGGAUACAUUGCGCCCACCUUGUAAAUUAGACAGUGCAUCAGCUCGAUAGCAAAGUAUGAUUGAUUCCCUAAACCCAGCUGAGGCUGGUCCUCGGGUACAAUG